Pneumocystis jirovecii RU7 is the source of this 2382-nucleotide messenger RNA. RefSeq lists its product as uncharacterized. The coding region runs from base 1 to 2382 and encodes 793 amino acids. NCBI's taxonomy places the organism in Eukaryota, Fungi, Ascomycota, Pneumocystomycetes, Pneumocystales, Pneumocystaceae. The transcript has 3 exons. The record is from RefSeq and is a predicted model, not a curated record. Gene Ontology annotation, biological process: retrograde vesicle-mediated transport, Golgi to endoplasmic reticulum.
AUGUCGACGGACUUUUCAAUACCAUGGAUCUUAUACUUAGCAAUUCAAUAUGCAUCUGCUCCAUCUUUACAUACGCUUUCAAAUCUUAUAUUAAAAUUUCCUAAUAUUUUUUCUAAAAAAAUAAUAUUAGAUAUUCUUAAUUUUAUACCAGAAUCUACAGAACCAGAAGAAUAUCUUUCUUUAAUAUUCUAUGGAAAAUAUGAGGGAGAAGAUGAUAUAGAUAGCUCACAAAUAUCGAAAAUACAAGAUAUAGACGAUGCUACAUUAUUACAAAAACUUGAAAAACUAAAUAUAUAUCAAAAUAAUCUCAGAACAAAUGAUUUCACUAAUGAUGAAAAAUUAUAUAUUUGGUUUAUUUCAAGAGCCCAAAGAAUCGAAGAAGAAACCGGACUAAUUUCACUUUCCCGCAAACUCGUACUUACUUCUAAAUAUCCUAUACCUCUCAAAGCUCGAGAAUGGGGACACGGAAUUGUAACUACAUUAGAAUCGGUUAUAAACAGAGAAUAUAACAAUCCUUCAUUAGAAUUCAAUAUCCCAACUUUAAAACAAUUUGAAGCUCUAGAUUAUAAAAAAGCAAUUGACAUUCUUCUUCAGCAUUUAAAAAACGAUGAAAUAUUAAAAGAAAUAAGUUCUAGUGUUAUACCAUAUAUAUCCUAUCAUCAAAAGUUAUCAAAAGAAAAUGUAUGGGAUUCAUUAUGGUCAUGGCUUUUGAAUUUCAAUUCUAAACAAAAAAAUCUAAAUCUAAUGAAAUUAUUAUCUUCCAACAAUAUUGUUAGUGCGGAAGAAUACGAAAAUUUUUCAAAAUACGCAAUGGCAUCUUGUUAUUGUUGUAAAAAUAUAGAAAGAGAGAAUAUUCAUUCAAUGAAAAUAAUUUUACAAAACCUCAAACAAAAUUUGAAUAUUGAAACUAAUAAAGAUAAUAGUGUAUUAAGUGACAUAAAAAUCUCUUCAUUAAAUAUAUUUACUCCUGAAAAUAUGCAAAAUUAUUUAGAAUUAAUUACACCAAACUUUAAUUCUUUAAGUUUAUUAGAAAUAAUGAUCAAAACUGUUUCAAUUAUUAAUUCCCAAAAAGGCGGGUGCAAAAUAACACUUGCAGAAGCGAUCUGUUAUAGAAAUAAAGAGAGUAAACUUCAAAUAUCCUUAUUGCAUAAAAUGAUACCCCAAAAUCCCGAGUUUUUAAACAAAUUCAAUGAUUCAGAUUGGAUAAAAUUGAGAAAUGAUAUUGAAUGGCUCCAUAAUGUUAGUUUUAUUUAUAAAAAUAUACCAAGAAAAGAAUAUGAAUCGUUUCUACUUUAUAACAUGUUAAAAGCAACAAAAUUUGAUCUUGUAAAGAAUAUUUACAUAAAAACAAAUAAAAAAAAUAUACCUUUAGAAGAUGAAACAGUGAAAAAAAUUUGUAUAGAAGUUUUCUUAGAGUUUUUUGAUAAUUCUUCUGGUGAAAGCAUUACAAAAGGGAAUAUGAAAAAUGCCUACAAUUUAUUACAAAUGAUGAAACGAUAUUAUAAUUCACAACAAUUAGAACAUUUUUCUUACUUAAUAAACGCAACUGAUGCGUUAAACCAAUAUUUUCAUAGAUUUACACCAGCAGAAAUUCGAUUACAUAACAACCCCUUUGAAAUUUUAGAAGAUUUUUUAUCAUCUAAUCCUGGAAUAUAUAAAUCUGUAGAUAAAGUAAUAAAAAUAUCUAAUGACUUAAUUUUAGGGCUAAAUAAAAAUUACUUAGUUCCAGAAAAAGAAACUCAAGGAAAAAUAUUAUGUAUCAUUGCAGAAACAGCAUUAUCUCAAAAUGAUUUUAAUUUUGCAUAUGAUAUAUGUAUUAAUAAUUUAUUUUCUCUUUUUGAAACCGAUGAUAUAGAAACAAUAAGACCACUUAAGAACAUUAUUUGGAAAAGUUGCUUCCAAAUUUCUAAAAAACAUGAAAUAAAAGAAGAAUCGUUAGAAAAUAUAAAAAAAAAAAUGUAUCUUCUUUCAAAAGUAAUUAACAUUUGCCCAAAGGAGCAUCUAAUAGAAAUAUUAAAUGUCUGGAGACAAUUUGAAAAAGAACAAUUAUCAAUUAAAGCACAAAAAGAUUUGUCAAAAUUAAACAAUAAUUUAAUGACUAGAUACUCAAAUAUUACAGGAUCUAUACAUAUUCCAAAAUCCUUGUUUUCAUCCGCAUCCAAAGCUGCUCGAACAUUAGGAACAACGUUAUCAUCAACAUCAUUUCCUUUUAGUAAACAGAAAAUAUCAUAUAUUGCCGAAAAAAAUAUAACGAAAAAACAUUUAACAAAUGUUAAUGAAGAAUCAAGAAAUUCAAAUAACAAAUUAGAUAAUUUAGCAGAUAUUGUGACACAAAAAUUUACAUCUGGACUUGGUUGGGUUUUUGGAAUAUCAGAAGAUUAA